Messenger RNA from Vitis vinifera (wine grape), 5566 nucleotides. Its product is annotated as myosin-6. Bases 507 to 5048 code for a protein of 1513 amino acids. Gene Ontology annotation, molecular function: actin filament binding; microfilament motor activity; ATP binding. The record is from RefSeq and is a predicted model, not a curated record. NCBI's taxonomy places the organism in Eukaryota, Viridiplantae, Streptophyta, Magnoliopsida, Vitales, Vitaceae. Gene Ontology annotation, biological process: vesicle transport along actin filament; actin filament organization. Gene Ontology annotation, cellular component: myosin complex; vesicle; cytoplasm. The transcript has 39 exons.
AGAAGGGGCAUUUCCGGAAAUUGGCGAUGGAUGUCCAGUUUACGCCUUCACGUUGUUCCGCUUUUGGCACGCAAGAAAGGGAGAGAAAGAGAAAGAGAAAGAAAGAGCGAGAAAAUAAGGGAGAAUAGUUGCAGAGGAGGUCUGCUUCGGUCUUCUUCUUCCCAAGCUGGGGCUUAAAGGUCCAUCAUUGGAACCUCUGCAACAAUACUUCCCCAUAUGUAGAGCAAACGCAACGUAUUCCAAUCCGCGUACUUAGAAUCGAAUCGGGGAAUGCCGUAUAGUUCAGAGGGAGGGACAAUAAGGAGGGAGAAACAGUCGUCUAAUGUGUCUGCAUUAUUCGGACCAAUAUUGUAGCGGUUGGGGCAAAUACCGGAUCUUGUCAAUCUGUUUCUGUUGGAUUGAAUGAAUCUUUUAUUUCGUUGACAUUGUGCGGUUCUUCUCCAACACAGCGUCGAGACAGAAUAAGCUGAGGCGCCGAUCCGAUUCCGGUUAAUUUUUGUCUGAAAAUGUCUGUUCCAGUCAAAGUAGUGGUUGGGUCUCACGUUUGGGUGGAGGACCCUGAGAUAGCUUGGAUAGAUGGAGAAGUUGUGGAAGUUAAUGGUGAAGAAAUUAAAAUAAUCUGUACAUCAGGGAAGACGAUUGUUGCCAAUCCAUCCGAUGUCUACCCAAAAGAUACUGAAGCUCCUCCACAUGGCAUCGAUGAUAUGACAAAGCUGGCUUAUCUGCACGAACCAGGGGUUCUGCAGAAUUUGAGAUGUCGAUAUGAUAUUAAUGAAAUUUAUACUUAUACAGGAAGUAUAUUGAUUGCCGUGAACCCUUUUCAGAGACUGCCUCAUUUGUAUGAUAAUCAUGUGAUGGAGCAGUAUAAAGGGGCAGUCUUUGGUGAGCUGAGCCCACAUCCUUUUGCUGUUGCUGAUUCUGCUUACCGACUGAUGAUUAAUGACGGAGUGAGCCAGUCCAUUUUGGUAAGUGGAGAAAGCGGAGCUGGUAAGACAGAAAGCACGAAAAUGCUUAUGCAAUAUCUUGCCUAUAUGGGUGGGAGGGCUGCAGCUGAGGGGCGGACAGUGGAGCAGCAAGUCUUAGAGUCCAAUCCUGUUCUAGAAGCGUUUGGUAAUGCAAAGACUGUCAGAAACAAUAACUCUAGUCGAUUUGGUAAGUUCGUGGAGAUUCAGUUUGAUCAAAGGGGAAGGAUUUCAGGAGCUGCUAUCAGGACUUAUUUACUGGAGCGAUCUCGUGUUUGUCAAGUAUCCGAUCCUGAGAGAAAUUAUCAUUGCUUUUAUAUGCUUUGUGCUGCACCACCUGAGGAUGUUGAGAAGUACAAAUUGGGAGAUCCAAGAACAUUUCACUAUCUAAAUCAGUCAAAUUGUUAUGAGUUAGAUGGAGUGAAUGAUUCAAAAGAGUACCUUGCAACUAGGAGAGCCAUGAAUGUUGUUGGGAUCAGUUCUGUUGAGCAGGAUGCAAUAUUCCGAGUUGUGGCUGCAGUUCUCCAUUUAGGCAACAUUGAGUUUGCAAAGGGACAGGAAAUAGAUUCUUCUGAACCGAAGGAUGAUAAAUCUCGGUUCCAUCUUAGAAUGGCAGCUGAGCUUUUUAUGUGUGAUGAGAAGUCUCUUGAGGACUCCCUCUGCAAACGUGUGAUUGUGACUCGUGAUGAGACCAUAACAAAAUGGCUUGAUCCGGACUCCGCAGCUGUCAGUAGAGAUGCUCUGGCCAAAAUUGUUUAUUCCAGAUUAUUUGAUUGGAUUGUGGACAAGAUCAAUAAUUCUAUUGGGCAAGAUCCUGAUUCAAAAGUCUUAAUUGGGGUUCUGGAUAUUUAUGGAUUUGAGAGUUUCAAGACAAACAGUUUUGAGCAAUUUUGUAUCAAUUUGACAAAUGAGAAACUGCAGCAACAUUUCAAUCAGCAUGUAUUCAAGAUGGAACAAGAAGAAUAUACAAAAGAAGAAAUUGACUGGAGUUAUAUAGAUUAUGUUGAUAAUCAAGAUAUUCUUGAUCUCAUUGAGAAGAAACCUGGUGGCAUCAUUGCUCUUCUGGAUGAGGCAUGUAUGUUUCCAAGGUCAACGCAUGAGACAUUUUCACAGAAGCUUUACCAAACAUUUAAAAGUCAUAAACGCUUCAGCAAGCCAAAGUUGUCACCUACUGACUUCACCAUUUAUCACUAUGCUGGUGAUGUCACAUAUCAAACUGAGCACUUCCUGGAUAAAAACAAAGAUUAUGUUGUUGCUGAGCAUCAAUCACUUCUGAGUGCUUCCAGGUGCUCCUUCGUGGCAGACUUGUUCCCACCUUUACCAGAGGAGUCUUCCAAAACAUCGAAGUUCUCAUCAAUAGGUUCUCGGUUUAAGCAACAAUUGCAAUCUUUGCUUGAAACACUGAGUGCCACUGAGCCACAUUACGUUCGCUGUGUGAAGCCAAAUAAUCUUCUUAAGCCAUCAAUCUUUGAGAAUAAUAAUGUUCUACAGCAACUACGUUGUGGGGGUGUCUUGGAAGCAAUUAGGAUCAGUUGUGCUGGAUUUCCCACAAGAAGAACAUUUGUUGAGUUCAUUGCUCGUUUUGGCAUCCUUGCACCUGAUGUCUUGAAGGGGAGCUGUGAUGAGGUUACUACUUCCAAGAGGAUUCUGGAGAAGGUGGACCUUAAAGGGUAUCAGAUUGGUAAAACAAAAGUGUUUCUUAGAGCUGGUCAGAUGGCAGAACUAGAUGCUCGUAGGAAUGAGGUUUUAGGAAGAUCUGCUAGCAUUAUCCAGAGAAAAGUUCGUUCAUAUCUAAGUCGUAAAAGCUUUGUCUUGUUGCGGCAAUCUGCCAUACAAAUUCAAGCCUCAUGUCGAGUUCAAGUUGCAUGCCAUCGUUAUGAAAAAAUGAGGAAGGAAGCUGCAUGUCGGACGAUCCAAAAAGACUUGCGCAUGUAUCUUGCUAGGAAAGCUUACAACAGGUUUUGCUCUUCAGCUCUUUCUAUUCAAACAGGUAUGCGAGCGAUGGGUGCUUGUAAUGAGCUUCGUUUCAGGAAGCAGACUAAAGCUGCAAUUAUUAUCAAGAGUCGAUGCCGAGGAUACUUAGCCCACCUUCAUUAUCUGAGGAUAAAGAAAGCAGCAAUUUCAACACAAUGUGCCUGGAGAGGAAAAGUUGCCCGUAGAGAACUACGGAAGCUUAAAAUAGCUGCUAAGGAAACUGGUGCUCUCCAAGCUGCUAAAACUAUGCUGGAAAAGCAAGUUGAAGAGCUGACCUGCCAACUCCAGCUGGAGAAACGCAUGAGGGCUGACAUUGAGGAAGCCAAAACACAGGAAAAUGCAAAACUGCAGAAUGCUUUGCAAGAGAUGCAAGUUCAAUUUCAAGAAACUAAAGAAAUGCUUAUCAAAGAACGUGAGAAUGCAAAAAAAGCAGAUGAGAAAGUACCUAUCAUACAAGAGGUUCCAGCUAUUGAUCAUGAAAUGAUGAAUAAGUUGACUGCUGAAAAUGAAAAGCUCAAGGAUUUGGUAAGUUCACUGGAGAAGAAGAUUGAUGAGACACAGAGAAAAUAUGAAGAAACAAACAAGAUCAGUGAAGAGCGCUUGAAACAGGCUUUGGAUGCAGAGUCAAAAAUAAUUCAGUUGAAAACUGAUAUGCAAAGACUUGAAGAAAAACUUUCUGACAUGGAAACUGAGGACCAAAUUCUGCGUCAGCAAGUAUCGUUGCAUUCUCCUGUUGGAAAAAUGUCGGAACAUUUAGCAAUAGCAUCUGAGCCGCACUUGGAAAAUGGUCAUCAUGGGACUGAAGAAAAAAAGACCAGUGAGCCUGAGAGUGCAACACCUGUGAAAAAGUUUGGUACAGAGUCUGAUAACAAGUUGAGGAAAUCCCAGAUUGAAAGGCAGCAUGAGAGUGUUGAUUCUCUUAUCAAAUGCGUGUCACAAGAUCUUGGGUUUAGUAAUGGAAAACCAGUUGCAGCAGUUACUAUAUACAAAUGUCUUCUGCACUGGAAAUCAUUUGAAGCUGAAAAAACAAGCGUAUUUGACCGUCUUAUUCAGAUGAUUGGUUCUGCAUUUGAGCAGAACCAGGAUAACAAUGAACAUAUGGCUUAUUGGCUAUCCAAUACAUCUACACUACUAUUAUUGCUUCAACGGAGUCUCAGAACUACUGGUGCAGCAAGUCUACAACAGAAACCUCCCCCUGCACCAUCAUUAUUUGGGAGGAUGGCUCAAGGGUUCCGCUCAUCCUUUUCUUCUGCAAAUGUUUCGGUAGAUGUAGUGCGUCAGGUUGAGGCUAAGUAUCCAGCUUUGCUUUUCAAGCAGCAACUCACAGCAUAUGUGGAGACGAUAUAUGGAAUUAUUCGAGACAAUUUGAAGAAGGAUUUGUCAUCUGUCCUUUCUUCUUGUAUCCAGGAACCAGAAACAUCUAGAGAAUCUUCUGGGCAGUCGCCGGGCAAUAGUCCUCUAGCUAGUCCAUGGCAGAGUAUCAUUAAGAGUCUAAAUGAACUUCUUAGUACACUGACAGAAAAUUUUGUGUCUCCAGUCCUUGUUCAGAAGAUCUUCUCUCAGAUAUUCUCUUAUAUCAAUUCACAGCUCUUUAAUAGCCUUCUGCUUCGUCGUGAAUGCUGCACAUUCAGAAAUGGGGAAUAUGUCAAGUCUGGGUUAGCUGAAUUAGAACUAUGGUGUGGCCAAACAAAAGAAGAGUAUGUAGGCUCAUCCUGGGAUGAACUUAAGCACAUAAGGCAAGCCGUUGGAUUCUUGGUCAUUCACCAAAAAUCCAGAAUUUCCUAUGAUGAUUUAACAAAUGACCUCUGCCCGAGCCUAAGUGUUCAACAGCUUUAUAGAAUAUGUACACUAUACUGGGAUGACAACUACAACACUCGAAGUGUCUCACCAGAUGUCAUUUCCAGCAUGCGGGAACAAAUGCCAGAGGACUCCAAUGAUACUGCCAGUGACUCUAAUGAUGCUGCUAGCAACUCAUUUUUGUUGGGUGACAAUUCCAGCAUUCCUUUCUCAGUUGAUGACAUUUCUAGUGCUAUUCAUGAGAAGGAUUUCUCAGAUGUAAAACCUGCUGCUCAACUUCUGGAGAAUCAAGCCUUCCAAUUUUUACAGGAUUAAAGGCCGUGGUUCUUUCAUUCUUUUUUCUAGCCUGCAAUGGCCACCACAUAAGAUGGUUACUGGUGUUCUUCCUGCCAGUGCCACAAUGUAGAUCCACCACCAUUUUUUGGUCAACACAGGUUUCUCCACUUGGCAACAUCCAUUGCCCUGGAUGUAAAAUUAUGCUCUUUUUUUUUUUUUUGUUGUUGUUGUUCUAAAAAAAAUUAGGGUUGUAAAAUUCAAUUAGGCUGAUUCAAAUAGUUUAAAAGGGGCAGGGAUGCGGUUUAAUCUUUUGCAUUUUCUUUAUAUUUGAUGGGACAAUGGGAGUGAACAUUCUUUGUAGGACUGGUAGGAGGCGUAUUUUUAAAUGUAGUGUGGUGGAAGGAGUUGCCCUUAAGAUCGCACUUCUCCAGCCCAGUGGGGAGCUGCUCUUAAAGAGAACUUUCUCCGGCACCCCAGAUUUUCAUUUUGUACAAAGCUGACAGAAUGUGGCAAGAUAUUUAUUGUAGUUCAACCUUUUGAUUAAACUGGUUUCAUUA